Messenger RNA from Lachancea sp. 'fantastica', 1143 nucleotides. The record is from the annotation of a GenBank genome assembly. NCBI's taxonomy places the organism in Eukaryota, Fungi, Ascomycota, Saccharomycetes, Saccharomycetales, Saccharomycetaceae.
AUGUCUCAGCAGAACGCCAACUUACCCAGCAGUUUGAAUGAAGCAGUGUUGAAGGCUUCGGAACCGUUAUCUGACGAUUAUGUGAAGGUUCAAGGCAUUGACUAUUCCAAGGCUGAAGCCAAAGACAUGAGAGCUUCUGAUCUCGUUAAGUCCAUGCGCACUAUGGGCUUCCAAGCCAGCACACUUGGACAAGGUUGUGAAAUUAUUAACGAGAUGAGAUCUUGGAGAGGAAAGCACCGCGAUGAGCUAGAAGAGCACGACAGAAAGGGCUCGUUUGACGAACAAGGUAGACAGAAAACCACAAUUUUCUUGGGAUACACUUCAAACUUGAUCAGUUCUGGAUUGCGUGAGACCAUUCGUCAUCUUGUGCAGCACAAGCAGGUCGAUGCUAUCGUUGCAAGCGCUGGUGGGAUUGAAGAGGAUCUCAUCAAAUGUCUUGCACCUACCUACCUUGGAGAUUUCACUUUGAAAGGAUCGUCUCUGCGUGACAAAGGACUCAACCGUAUUGGUAACCUCUUGGUCCCUAAUGACAACUACUGCAAGUUCGAAGAAUGGAUUGUGCCCAUUUUGGACAAGAUGUUGGACGAACAAGAAGAAUACGUUAAGGAGCACAAGUCAGAAUGUUUGGAUGCCAAUUCGGACGUUGAAUCUCCAAUCUGGACUCCUUCAAAGCUGAUCAACAGAUUAGGAAAGGAGAUUAAUGACGAGUCGUCGGUUCUUUACUGGGCGUACAAAAACCAAAUUCCUAUUUUCUGUCCUGCUAUAACGGAUGGUUCGAUCGGAGACAUGCUUUUCUUCCACACGUUCAAAUCUUCCCCACGUCAGCUGCGCGUAGACAUUGUCGCGGACAUCCGUAGAAUUAACAGCUUAUCCAUGGAAGCGUCCAAGGCAGGUAUGCUUCUAUUGGGAGGUGGUUUGAUCAAACACCACAUUGCAAACGCGUGUCUGAUGCGCAACGGUGCGGAUUAUGCCGUCUAUAUCAAUACAGGUCAAGAAUUUGACGGUUCUGACGCCGGAGCCAGACCGGACGAAGCCAUCUCCUGGGGUAAGAUUAAAGCUGAGGCCAAGAGUGUCAAGAUCUAUGCGGAUGCGACUGUGGUCUUCCCACUUAUUGUGGCUGCUACCUUUGCCAGCGGCAAAUGA